Messenger RNA from Gossypium raimondii (Peruvian cotton), 1434 nucleotides. RefSeq names its product probable magnesium transporter NIPA1. Gene Ontology annotation, biological process: magnesium ion transport. Bases 263 to 1231 code for a protein of 322 amino acids. Gene Ontology annotation, cellular component: membrane. The transcript has 9 exons. Gene Ontology annotation, molecular function: magnesium ion transmembrane transporter activity. The record is from RefSeq and is a predicted model, not a curated record. NCBI's taxonomy places the organism in Eukaryota, Viridiplantae, Streptophyta, Magnoliopsida, Malvales, Malvaceae.
CUUAUUUUACAACUCUUUUUCUCUAUGCAAUUCCUUUUCUUUUCAAAGAAAAGAAUAUAUUUUUCAAGAAAUUCACUAUUUUUAUUUUUUUUUCUCUUCAAAUUCUUGAUUGUUAUUAUGAUAUGAAUCUCUAGUUUUCUCUUUUUUUUUUUUUAAUUUUGCAGUGUGCCAAGAAAAAAAUUGAAUAAAAGGAAUAUCUGGAUUGAAAAUCUUGGCCCUGCGAAAGAAGAUUUAAGUCUCUUUUUUUUUUUUGGUACGAAAGAUGAACGGAAUGUCAAUGGACAAUUUUCGUGGCCUCAUUUUGGCUGUUUCAUCGAGCGUUUUUAUUGGAUCUAGCUUUAUUAUCAAGAAACAGGGUCUUAAGAAAGCUGGAGCAUCGGGACCAAGAGCCGGGCAAGGAGGACACUCUUAUUUGUAUGAACCUUGGUGGUGGGCUGGAAUGAUAACCAUGAUAAUCGGGGAGAUAGCUAAUUUCGCUGCUUAUGCGUAUGCUCCUGCAAUUCUUGUAACACCAUUGGGAGCCUUAAGUAUUAUUUUCAGUGCAGUGCUAGCACAUUUUAUUUUGAAAGAGAGAUUGCACAUCUUUGGUAUGCUUGGAUGUGCUCUUUGCGUAGUUGGCUCUACAACCAUUGUCUUACAUGCUCCCAAGGAGAGACAUAUUGAAUCUGUGAAACAAGUAUGGCAUCUUGCAACUGAGCCAGGAUUUCUUGUAUACUUUUGGGUUGCUUUGGCUGUGGUAGCAGUGAUUAUUUUUCAUUAUGUUCCACGCUAUGGCCAAACCCAUUUGGUAGUUUAUAUCGGAAUCUGCUCUCUUAUGGGAUCUCUUACGGUAAUGGGUGUUAAAGCAGUAGGAAUCGCGCUGAAGCUGUCGUUUGGAGGAGUGAAUCAGUUUAAAUACUUCGAAACAUGGAUUUUCACAAUAAUUGUGAUCUUUUGCUGUCUUCUGCAAAUAAAUUACUUGAACAAGGCUUUAGACACCUUUAAUACUGCUGUUGUGUGUCCUGUUUACUAUGUCAUGUUCACAACAUUCACCAUUAUUGCCAGCAUUAUCAUGUUUAAGGAUUGGAAUUCACAAGGCGGGACAGAGAUUACAACAGAAUUAUGUGGAUUUAUUACAAUUUUAUCAGGCACAUUUCUCCUUCACAAAACCAAAGAUAUGGGAAAAAGUUCCAGUGGCAGACUCCCUGUUUAUUCAUCUCCUGAAUCAAAUACAGUUGCCGAAUCUAGAUAGUUAGCCCUACAGGUUUGGAAUUCGUAUUUGGAUUCUAAUCCUUAGUUUUCUUGCAUUUAGUUUCGUACAAGAAAGAUAAAAAAAGAAAAAAGAAAAAAAAGAGAAACAAAACUAGAAUUAGGAUGGUUUUUUUUUUUAAUUUGAGGUUUUUGGACAUUUUCUAUGUGAAAAGUUGCUACUAAAAUGUUUAAGAAAUAGGUUUU